UAAAAUGAAGGAACUUGGUGACAGCGGGCCGCAGUGUGUAGCUGGAGUUCACCAAGUGAGCUCACACACACGAGCUGCAGUCAAACCAAUGCUUUAACAGCGCGCACACAGAAACACAUCGCUGUCUGCUCUGAAGUCAACCAGUAGAUCCGGGGGCCGGGCACACACACGCAGCCAUGGCGGGGGACGGCUCCGACCAGCGGGCGCUGCAGUAUGAACAAACCCUGAUGUAUGGGCGCUACACACAGGAGCUCGGGGUGUACGCCAAAGAGGAGGCCGCUCGGCUGAGGGAGAGCGGGCAGAGGCGAUCGGUCAGCGAUCGAAGCCGGGCUCUGGACCUGCUGGAGUACGACAAGGGACGCUGUGCCAAGUGUCGCAGGUCAGGGUACCCGUAUGUUCUGGAACCCCCAGCCCGGGACUUUAUCUCUGUCUGCACCGUUCGCUGUCAGAAGUUCCUGAUCUCGCGGGUCGGGGAGGACUGGAUCUUCCUCAUCCUGCUGGGACUCCUCAUGGCCCUGGUCAGCUGGGUGGUGGACUUCUGCAUCGCCAUCUGCCUACAAGCACAGAAGUGGAUGUACGGUGGUCUGGACAGCAAUGUGUUCCUGCAGUAUCUGGCCUGGGUCACAUACCCUGUCGUCCUCAUCACCUUCUCUGCCGGCUUCACACAGAUCCUGGCCCCGCAGGCUGUCGGUUCAGGUAUUCCAGAAAUGAAGACCAUCCUGAGAGGAGUGGUGUUGAAGGAAUACCUCACCUUCAAAACCUUUGUGGCCAAAGUCAUCGGUCUCACCUGCGCUCUAGGCAGUGGCAUGCCGCUGGGCAAGGAGGGUCCGUUCGUACAUAUCGCCAGUCUGUGUGCUGCUCUCCUCAGCAGGUUCAUGUCUCUGUUUGGAGGAAUUUACGAGAAUGAGUCGAGGAACAUUGAGAUGCUGGCAGCAGCCUGUGCUGUAGGAGUGGGCUGCUGUUUUGCUGCCCCCAUUGGAGGAGUGUUGUUCAGUAUUGAAGUAACGUCCACAUUCUUUGCGGUGAGGAACUAUUGGAGAGGUUUCUUUGCUGCGACAUUCAGUGCCUUCAUCUUCAGAGUCCUGGCUGUUUGGAACAGAGACGAAGAGACCAUCACAGCCCUGUUUAAAACACGUUUCCGGCUGGACUUCCCCUUUGACCUCCAGGAACUUCCUGCCUUUGCUGUCAUCGGCAUUGCCAGCGGUUUUGGUGGAGCACUGUUUGUGUACCUGAACCGACUUAUUGUCCAGUUUAUCCGGAAACAGAAGGCCAUCAACAGAUUCCUCAUGAAAAAACGACUGCUGUAUCCAGCACUGGUCACUUUACUUGUGUCCACACUAACUUUUCCUCCUGGCUUUGGGCAGUUUAUGGCUGGAAAGCUCACGCAGAAAGAGUCUCUGGUGACUUUACUGGACAACCGCACGUGGGCCAAACAGGGCAUUGCUGAGGAGUUUGACUACAUUGGACACUCCCAAGCCUGGAAACACCCGCAGGUCAACGUCUUCGUCACCCUUGUCCUCUUCAUCGUCAUGAAGUUCUGGAUGUCUGCGCUCGCCACCACCAUCCCUGUGCCCUGUGGAGCCUUCAUGCCAGUGUUUGUCAUUGGGGCAGCUUUUGGUCGUCUGGUUGGAGAAAGUAUGGCAGCCUGGUUCCCAGAUGGCAUUCACACAGAUGGCACCAUCUACCCCAUAGUGCCAGGAGGCUACGCUGUUGUGGGUGCGGCAGCCUUGUCAGGAGCAGUCACCCACACGGUAUCCACAGCGGUCAUCGUGUUCGAGCUGACUGGCCAGAUCUCCCAUAUCCUGCCGGUGAUGAUAGCGGUGAUCUUGGCCAAUGCCGUGGCCCAAUCCCUGCAGCCUUCCCUCUAUGACUCCAUCAUCAGGAUCAAGAAGCUGCCUUACCUUCCAGAGCUGGGCUGGGGACACCACGAGAAGUAUAAUAUCCGUGUGGAGGACAUUAUGGUGCGGGAUGUUCGUUACAUCACACUCAACUGCUGCUACAGAGACCUCCACAACGUCCUGUUGACGGGCCAACUCAAGACCCUGGCAUUGGUGGAAUCAGCAGAGUCCAUGAUCCUGCUGGGCUCCAUUGAGCGCGCCCAGAUCCAGUCGCUGCUCUCCCAGCAGCUCGGUCGGGCCAGACGGCUCGAGUACAUCCGGGAGAGAGCUGCUGCGGAGAAGAAACGCCUGUCAGUCAUUUCAAACCCCGGCAGCGAGGAUGACAGCCAACGAGUCAGUCAGGAGGUCCGCUUCCAGAUCUCUACUGAGGAAUCAUCCUUCAGUCCCACACGACCAAUACCUCAGAAGCCCCUCAAACCUGCUCUGAAGAGAGCGUCUGUGGUUGAGCGACCCACUGAGAUCCCAACCAAUUCACAGGAUAACUCGGGCAUUGCUUUGAAGAACCUGUUCUGUGCCAGUCCAGACACAGAGGGCCUGGAGAAAAACAACAACAUGGAGAGCCCCACGUCUCCUGAGCUCAGGAAGAUGCCCAAACGAGUCAGGAUAUCCGUCGUGGAUGAUGGAGAUAUGGAGGACGACAUGACCAUUAGAGAGAUUGCAGAGUGGGAGGAGCAGCAGCUUGAUGAGCAGGUCAACUUCAACAACUGCAAAAUCGACCCCGCCCCAUUCCAGCUGGUGGAGCGUACGUCACUGCAUAAGACCCACACCAUCUUCUCGCUGCUGGGCCUCGACCACGCCUACGUCACCAGCAUUGGACGCCUCAUUGGGGUGGUUUCCCUCAAAGAGCUGCGCAAGGCCAUCGAGGGCUCAGUGACGGUGAAGGGUGUGAAGGUGCGUCCUCCUCUGGCCAGCUUCCGGGACAGUGGCACCAGCAGCAGCGAGAACGAGGCCACCGAGCUCCACAAGCUGUGGGACCGCCACAAGAGCAUGUCGCUGCCCCGUGAACACACCCCCUCUGAGUCUGACGAGAAAUCACAGUGAGGGAAAGUGGAGGAGGAGGAGGAGGAAGAAGAGCAGGUGGAGGAAGAGCAGGAGGAGUGAGGCAUUAAGGUCUUUUAAUCCCCAAAGCCACAAACAUGCAAAAAAAUAAAAAAAAAAAAAUCCUCAGGGUUUAGGAUCAAUAUUUAAUUCUGGAAAGAGUUAGACUGCUGCGCCUGCCUCCUUAACUCCUCGUCACCUCCUCCCUCUCCCCAUCUUCACGAACCACUCACUACUUUCUCCUAGAGCCUUGCACUGACCAAGCCAGACACUCAACAGGAGGGUGGAAACCAACUCAGCCUCAGCCCUGAAUCCAUUCUCCUCUUGGGAACCUACAGCAUAGAGAAUGUGGAUUAGGAAGUCGGGGGUGGGGGGGACGUGUUGGUCAAAUCCAACAAGGGACUGGGAUUGGGCUGAAAUCUUUAAAAAAAGGGAUUAUUGUUUUUUAGCUUGUGUAUCUUAAGAGUUCAGAUCAAAGUCUGCAUCUGAAAGAGCGAUCCUCAGAAUGAGUCUUCCACUUGAGCCGAGAAAUUCAGCAAAGAUGACGAGGAAGAAAAAUGUGUGUGUGUGUGUGUGUGUGUACUGUAAGUGUGUGUGUGUGACUUGUGAAAAAUGUGAGCGUUCACGACGAAGGUAGCAAACGACUAUUUCUUAUAUGAUUUUGUAAUUGCCUUUAGAACACAUUUCAAUCGGCUUGAAUAAUUUAAUUUCUGACUGAUCAGGGGAUCUGGGUUUGAUGUCUUUGUAAACCACACUGAAGUUUGAGCCACUGUAAAGCGUUGGACAUGUGUAGGGACAGAUGCCAUAGUAAUCUGUAUUUUCCAUUAUUUCUGUUUUCCCUGAACUUCUCUUGUCUUCAGUAGGAGUGUUAAUGGUGAGGUUGAGAGUACAGUCUAUGCAAGCAGAUGUGCCUGUUGGCAGCGGCCGAGGGACCAGCGACCCUUUUCAUAAUGCACACACUGCUCUCCUGCUGCAGCUACAGCCUUGUUUCACAAAAGACGCAUAGAAGCGCGCACAAACAUUACUGAGGCGAUGCUUUCCGAGAGGGGAGGUUUUCUGCUUAUCUAUAUAUAGCUCUUAAUAACCGUUCCAGAGAAGGUUGGGGGAGGACGGAGAGGGCAGGAAGCGAGGGAGGGAGGGAUGGAAGGGAGCAAAUGGAAGGCUUAAAGAAUGAAGACAUCAUUGCCUAAGCAGCCACUCUGGUCCCGUUCAUCAAUCUGUCUUUGAUCGCCGCGUUAGCUAACCCCUUAUCGCUAUUAGAGACGCCCCUUUCCCCACCAGCAGCAAUAUGAUGUAGGGCUGAGGUAGACGCCAGUGUCUGCAUGUGCAGCACGAGCUGACGAUACAAAGGCAGAGUCCGCUUGAUUAAUGCUGACCGGUAGUCACAGUGAACUGAGGCAUGAUCCAGUUACAUUAAGAACACUAAACAAAAUCCAUAACUGACCAAUGACACUCAGAAAUGAAGUCUAACCAUUUGGAACUCACCCAGUUGACCAAUGGGAGGCCCAACUCAUUACUACAGACAAGCAGUACACUCCAGCUUCUAGCCCGGUGUGGAUGGCGGUUUAUUCCAGGAACUCCAGCUAUAAAUGUUUAGAUGGCAGCACGGUUUCUGAUUCAGCAAGUAUCCUGACAUGAUAGACGACGUAUAAGUACUGUGUAUUUAAAAAUUCAUGUCCAGUGUAAAGCUUGAUGCUCGUCAGCUCGACAGAAACACAUUGAUUUGUUUUCCCCGUCCUCCAUCCCUUCACCCACUUCCAUUUUUUACUGAUCUCAGCUACUGAUCCCACACACUGUACUUUCUUUUAAAACACUCCGAUUUUCUUUGUAUUUCUUAUUUAAUGUUUCUUUUUUGGACCAGGCAAUGAUGCCCUUUACUUCCCUCAGAUUGUGCUGCUGUUCGGCUGCCUUAAAACCUCACUCAUGGCCAGCUUCACUGUUGUUUUCAGCAAACGAGGCAUGGACUUUACCUUCGUCCUGUCCUGCUUCAUGCCAGUGAAAUUUAAAUACACACAGUUAGAUUAGCAUGGCUUUGCAUGAAAAGAUCAUGAUGAUCAAAAUGUACCAAAAACACAAGCUUGACAGACGAGUGAAUGAUGUUGUCUUACGUCUGCCAUCUUGUGUCUGCAUGUUAUUAUGUAUCCUUACACUGUUUUUUCAUUUUAUACCUACAGCAUCUGAUUCUCUUUCUCUUUGAUUGGCAUCUUCCCCUCAUCCAAUGAGCUUUAUCCGUUGUCUCUGAAUUAAACUGGGGUUGGGGUCUGUGGGUUAUAAGUGAUACUUACAGAUUAAUAUAUUUAACAUCAUUCUUGUAAUAUAAAAUCAUAAUUUAAUGUCUUAACCAAUCUGAAAUUGUUGACUAUUCUCUUUUUGAAAGAGAUUUUGGGGUUUGUUAUAUGAUGUUUGUUGUAGUUUUUUUUCACAUUUGAUGAUUUUUAAUGUUGGUUUUUAUGCUGUCCCUUUUAUGUUGUUGUUUUUUCUUUUGACGUGCUGUCUGAAACAUUUCUGCUAAGACACUUAAGUGCAAAUAACACUAACAGGGUGAAGGCUCACAAUGGCUGCCUGAUGGGAAAAGCAAAAGAAAUGUAAUUGUGCCACAAGGGGUGGUUGAAUGUUGAAGCAUGUGGUCUUUUAGCAACGUGUUCAUUUCACAAGUGCCUGCAUCACCUCCUCCUCUUUAUCAGCAGGAAUAAGAAAUCGGCACCGAAUAGUUUUCUAGUCGUGCACGUAGACGAGGCACUUUUCAUACACAUCCAUACGAAUGUGGAAGCAGGGUGGGCUGAUGUGUCCGCGCAGUGUGCAGUUGUCACCAUGGCAACCUGUUGUCAUUGUCUCACGCACCUCUGCCCUCCCACCCACCCCUGACCGAGAUCCACUCGUCUGAUUUGGUUCUGUUCAUUUGUUUGUGCUUCUCAUCGAUUUUCAUUGUUCUGCCUUCCCAUCCCUGCACGGACAUUUCAGAGUGGUUCAUUUCAUUAGCUACCAGACAGAUGUAGAUUGAGGCAGAUAUAUAUUUAUUAGUCUGUAUUAAUCCUACGUAGAAAUUGUUGUUCUUCAUGCUUUUUAUAAAUGAUUGAUUUGUUGGUAAUCAAAUUGUGCAAUAACGGCUGUUCAUCUCACUUUGUAACCCAGUUUUGAUUCAUGACGUGAAUGCAAGAUAACCUUAUUUUUUUAAAGAAACCUGAAAAGUGUAAAAAGAUGUAUGUACAGUAUACAAGGCGGACUGACGCUCAGACGGGAGCUCCUGUGUGAUAAAGCCAUGCUUGCUUUCAAGGGAAGGUUUCCCAGAAUCCUCAGUAAAAGCUGUCAGAAUCUCACUAAUCAGCAUUCAAAUAUUAAAGACACUGUUUCCUCCUUUAGGUGCUAAGUUUCAUUUAGAGAAAUGGCUUUGACUCCUCAGUUUGGCUUUUGGGAAACCUUCACCGUGAAUCUGCUGCAUGGACUGUAGCUGGCGCUCUCGUACAAGAACCACUUACUGUAAGCACUGAUGGCGAUUCAGUUUUAUCACGCUCCCCGCUGCCCUCUGCCCUCUGCCUCAGUCUGAGGGAUUUUGAUAAGACCUGAUCCUCACAUCAGCUGUUGAGGGUUAUCUGCUCCUUAGGACUCUUAUAGGGACUGUACAUUGUGCAUACUGGAGGCCUCCACUACGGCAAACCCAGAGGGCCAAACCAGACAGAGCUUAACAAAAUCCAGAGCUAUUUUUCACACAGAAAAAUGAAACAUUGUUUUGUAUAUCAGGGAUGAAUAAAUGAGAUUUUAACGAA
Molecule: messenger RNA, 6700 nt
Organism: Hippoglossus stenolepis (Pacific halibut)
Lineage: Eukaryota; Metazoa; Chordata; Actinopteri; Pleuronectiformes; Pleuronectidae
Product: chloride channel protein 2
Exons: 25
Coding region: 177-2939 (920 amino acids)
Biological process (GO): chloride transport; transmembrane transport
Cellular component (GO): membrane
Molecular function (GO): voltage-gated chloride channel activity
Source: RefSeq, a predicted model, not a curated record